GGAGAAAAGAAAGGUGGGCGAGUUCGCCGAGUCUUGAAGUAUCAUCGUGCAUGCAUUUUUAUUGUAAUUACCAAACUCUUUCUCUCUCUGAUACACUGUUACUUUGCAUGCACAUGCUUUUGUUUCCUCUCCUCUUAAUAGCUAAUUCCUUCCUCCGAUCACCGGAAACCUACUUCAGUCACUUCACCAGCCUGAUUUUUCAAUAAUUUCUUGAUUAAAAACUAAGCUCAGUGCUUCAAGGUAGUCUAAUAUAACUGAUUAGCUGAAAUCGAACAUGGCGUCUUUGUGUACAUGUUAUGGAAAUAGCUGAAAAUUAGCAUUUUGUAUCAUAAGAGGUAGAUUGUGAUGAGAGAAUUGAUAUUGAAGAUGGAGUCGAAGACUUGCAUGAAUGCAUUAUGCGUCGCCUCGACGUCGAGCGUGUGGAAAAAAGGUUGGCCUUUGCGAUCUGGCGAAUUCGCUAAUCUCUGCGAUAAGUGCGGGUCUGCAUACGAGCAAUCAAUUUUUUGUGAUGUGUUUCACUCGAAGGAUUCUGGUUGGAGGGAGUGCACUUCAUGUGGCAAGCGUCUCCAUUGUGGAUGUAUUGCCUCCAGAUUUCUGCUUGAGCUACUUGAUGGUGGUGGUGUAAAUUGUAUAAGCUGUACUAAGAGUUCAGGGGUUAAUUCUGUGAUGGGGAAUGAAAAAUCCAGUGGAUUUGGCAUGUCAAAAAUUGAUGAUACUGGUGAAUCCCAAUCUGCUGACAAUCAGUUGGAUGGUGACCGGAAGCUUUUGCAGUUAGGAAAUACCAUUGAAGUUAUUGGCUCUAGACAUUUACUCCAGUUACAAAAUGAUGAGGCAAGUGGGCUGUUUAGACAGAUGAAACAGGAGGAUAAUUUGACUCCUAUGGGGGAAAUUGGAAGCACAAGUCUCUCAAACUUUAAUCAAGCAUCAAAUGGAUUAUCUCAAACUACCAAACCAGAGAUUCGUAAAACAAAUAUUGCGACAAAAGAGUUAUAUGAAUCACUAGCACAAACAAACUUGAGUAUUACCCUCGGCUCACCUUUAGUGAAUUCAAAUCCUUAUCCUGGAGUUGUUAUUGAUGAAAGGGCUCAAAGUAAGGCAUCCUCUCCACUACAACAUGGGUCCAGGUCUCGCCAUCUAUUGCCCAAGCCUCCAAAGUCAGUUCUUACUACAGGUCUGGAGGCAAAUACAGGCAUGGUUUCACAGAUACGUGUUGCCAGGCCUCCUGCUGAAGGGCGGGGACGGAAUCAGUUGCUUCCUCGUUAUUGGCCUAGGAUAACAGACCAAGAGUUGCAACAAAUAUCUGCCGAUUCAAAUUCCACCAUCGUGCCAUUGUUUGAAAAGGUUCUCAGUGCAAGUGAUGCUGGUCGGAUUGGUCGUUUGGUUCUCCCUAAAGCAUGUGCUGAAGCUUAUUUUCCUCCUAUCUCACAACCAGAGGGUCUUCCUAUAAGAAUUCAAGAUGUAAAAGGAAAAGAGUGGGUGUUUCAAUUCAGAUUUUGGCCUAACAAUAACAGCAGAAUGUAUGUUUUGGAGGGUGUAACCCCUUGCAUACAGUCCAUGCAGUUGCAGGCUGGAGAUACUGUUACAUUUAGCCGUAUGGAUCCAGAAGGAAAACUUGUUAUGGGUUUCAGAAAAGCAUCAAACUCUAUGGCAAUGCAGGACAUUCAACCAUCUGCCAUUCCUAAUGGUGUUCAUACAAGCGAAAGUUUCUUUUCGGGUGUUUUUGAGAACCUACCUAUAAUAAGUGGUUACUCUGGCCUCCUUCAGUCACUGAAGGGAAGCUCUGAUACUCAUUUAAAUGCAUUGUCCAAAAAUUUGCAUUCAGCUAAUGGUGAUAUUAGCUGGCAUAAAUCUGAGAAGCAUGAGGAAAGGACUAGAGAGAGCUUGCUGUUACCAUCGUUGCUGGUUCCAGAAAGAAAGAGAACACGAAAUAUUGGAUCUAAAAGUAAGAGGCUUUUAAUUGACAGCCUAGAUGCUUUGGAGCUCAAACUGACGUGGGAAGAGGCACAAGAUUUGCUCUGUCCCCCACCAAGUGUGAAGCCUAGUAUUGUUACUAUUGAGGAUCAUGAUUUUGAAGAAUAUGAAGAGCCUCCAGUUUUUGGGAAGAGAAGUAUCUUUGUAGUUCGUUCAAUUGGCUUUGUCAUCAGGGGACAAGAGCAAUGGGCUCAGUGUGAUAGUUGCUCUAAGUGGCGAAGGUUACCGGCUGAUAUUCUUCUUCCACCUAAGUGGACAUGUGCGGACAAUGCUUGGGAUCAGAGCAGGCAUUCAUGUUCUGCUCCAGAUGAAUUGACCCCAAGAGAGUUGGAAAAUCUUCUAAGACUUAAUAAGGAUUUCAAGAAAAGGAGAAUAGCAAGUGUCCAUAGGCCAGCACAGGAGCAUGAAUCUUCCGGCCUAGAUGCUUUGGCUAAUGCUGCAAUUCUCGGAGAUGAGGGUGAUCCAAGCACUAUAGCAGUUGCUACCACAACCAAACAUCCAAGGCAUCGUCCUGGUUGCUCCUGCAUUGUGUGCAUCCAGCCCCCAAGUGGUAAGGGCAAGCACAAGCCUACAUGCACAUGUAAUGUCUGCAUGACAGUUAAACGCCGUUUUAAGACCCUAAUGAUGCGCAAGAAAAAACGUCAAUCAGAGCGUGAAGCAGAGAUUGUGCAGAGGAAUCAGCACAUGGCAGGUCCUAGAGAUGAUGCUGAAGUAGAGAGCAGCUCUAAGCAUGUAUCAACACCCCAGGAUCCUUCAGAGAAUGAAGUUAGGUCAGUUACUGAGUUAGAAUCCAAAAGUCAAAGCAAUAAUCUCUCAAACAAAAUGGUUGAAUCUGGAAAGGGACACAUAGACUUGAAUUGUCAUCCUGACCGUGAAGAUGAAUCACAAGCGGGGUUAUCCCGUAUGAGCAUGAUGAGUCUUCUCCAAGUAGCAAGCCUUCCACUGGAGACGUAUCUGAAACAGAAUGGUCUUACAAGUUUGGUAACUGAGCAACAAGGGAGUUCAGCAUCACACAUGCCACCUCAAACUGGAGAAAGUGAAGGCUUACUUCCUGAGGAUUGUCAACUUGUUUCUGCUGUUCUAGAGCAAGAGAGUGGAGGUGAAGAGAACAAUGGACCUGGACAAGAGCAAAGCCAAAAUGAUCCUGUAUGAGGUUCACUUAUUAUUUUCCUCCUAUUAUUAUUAUUAUUAUUUGUUAUUUUGUAUAAAUACAGGUUUCUAGGUCUUCUUUAUGUGGGAUGGGUAACAUUUUUGUUUCUUUUCUAGUUUGAAGGUGCAAUGUCCUUUAUUCAUUAUAUAAUGUGUAUAAUACAACACUGAGGGGGAUUCAUGUGAAUAGAUUUGGAGGUGCUAGGUAUUGAUCAUAUGUAAGAAAUACUUCAAGUAUAGAGAAUAUUCAAACGGAUGAUUGCCACCGUAGCAUUUACAUAUUUGUUUCUCCGGUUAUGAAGAAACACAUCUGAUUGAUUAUCUUGUUUGAAA
This is a messenger RNA of Jatropha curcas, 3453 nucleotides long. RefSeq names its product HSI2-like 1. Lineage: Eukaryota; Viridiplantae; Streptophyta; Magnoliopsida; Malpighiales; Euphorbiaceae. Gene Ontology annotation, molecular function: DNA binding; zinc ion binding. The record is from RefSeq and is a predicted model, not a curated record.